This is a messenger RNA of Drosophila subpulchrella, 1152 nucleotides long. It is a transcript of the gene Loxl1, whose product is annotated as lysyl oxidase homolog 2A. Bases 35 to 1123 code for a protein of 362 amino acids. The transcript has 2 exons. Gene Ontology annotation, biological process: peptidyl-lysine oxidation. Lineage: Eukaryota; Metazoa; Arthropoda; Insecta; Diptera; Drosophilidae. The record is from RefSeq and is a predicted model, not a curated record. Gene Ontology annotation, molecular function: copper ion binding; protein-lysine 6-oxidase activity. Gene Ontology annotation, cellular component: membrane.
CGGGUGUGCUCCACCAGAAGGUGCUGGAUGAGCUAUGGAACCGUUGACAUGGCUGGUGCUGCUCCUGGUGGGCCUGAGCCAGUGCUGGGCCAACAACAGUGGGCUGAACGUGCAGAACAACUACCGAAACAUGAUGGUGCGACUGGCCACCAAUAAGACCACCCUCGCCGGGAUUCAAGUUCUCCGCGAGGGGCGCGUGGAGGUGAGCUUCGACUUUGGCGCCACGUGGGGCACCAUCUGCAGCACCACUUGGAGCAUGCGGGAGGCGAAUGUGGUGUGCCGGCAGCUGGGACUGGGCUAUGCCUCGAAGGCGGGCCAGGGAACGGAGCACGGGGACAGCCGGAAACAUCCGUGGGGCAUGGUGGGCACCCUGUGCCGGGGAACCGAGCGCCGCCUGGCCGAGUGCAUCCGGGAAUCGCACUAUCCCAACCUCUGCAAUGCCAGGAAUCAAAAUGUCAGCACGGUGGCCUGUGUGAGCCACUCGGCUGAUCUGGAGAUCGGGCUGGUGGACAUCGAGAGGACCGCCCGACUGGAGGCGGUGCCCAUGUCGAGGCUCACCUGCGCCAUGGAGGAGCACUGUGUGUCCGCCGACGCCUAUGAGAUACGGAGAACGAACCCGCACGCCGCCAGGAUCCUGCUGCGCUUCUCCGUGAAGGCUUCCAAUGUGGGCACGGCCGAUGUGAGUCCGUACGCCAACUACAAGGAUUGGGUGUGGCACCAGUGCCACAGGCACUACCACAGCAUGAACGUGUUUGCCACCUUCGAUGUUUAUGACCUGAAAUACCGGAAGGUGGCCCAGGGACACAAGGCCUCCUUCUGCCUCAUGGACACGGAUUGCACGCCAGGAGUGCGGGCCAAAUACACCUGCGGCAACACGACGCAGGGCAUCUCCGUGGGCUGUGCAGACACCUACACGGACGUCCUGGACUGCCAGUGGGUGGAUGUGACCCGGGUGCCCGUCAACCGGCGCUACAUCCUGCGGGUGGCCCUUAAUCCCGAGUACAAGCUGGGCGAGAUUUCCUUCGAGAACAACGGAGCCGAGUGCCUGCUUGAUUACACGGGCGUGCACCAAACCACCAAGAUUUUCAACUGUCGGCGCAAGCCACUGUGGUUUAAGAUAUAAUUUUGUCUAGGUUUUAAGAUAGCUUUAAA